This is a messenger RNA of Carassius gibelio (silver crucian carp), 1184 nucleotides long. Its product is annotated as nectin-3-like protein. The transcript has 5 exons. Gene Ontology annotation, biological process: heterophilic cell-cell adhesion; homophilic cell-cell adhesion. Gene Ontology annotation, cellular component: adherens junction. The record is from RefSeq and is a predicted model, not a curated record. NCBI's taxonomy places the organism in Eukaryota, Metazoa, Chordata, Actinopteri, Cypriniformes, Cyprinidae. The coding region runs from base 459 to 1094 and encodes 211 amino acids.
CCAGUACUGCUGGCUGAGGGAAUAAACUGACUGUGAUAAAUGGAAACAACUGGUCUGAACAACAGAAGAAGACUUCGAGUAUAGGCUAAUAAUUCAAAAGCCCUGGUAGUUUUUCUUUAAAUUAUUCCUUCUCUAAGAUCAUUUCUGUUUGUUAAUAGCUACAGGAAGACGUGCUGCCUAAGAAAGAUGAAUUUAGAGCAGUGUUGUUGCAUAUGCAACAUAGUUUGACCGGCUCUGAUUGAGACGGUACGUGAAGUUAGUUUCGUUUUACAUUACUGCGCGAGUGUGUGUGUGUGUGUGUGUGUGCGUGCGUGUGUGUCUCCUCAGUUUACCGGGGUGGCUCGAAUCAUUUGAGCGCAGUUGUUUUAAGACUGUCACGGAUUCGCUCCCUCGCUCGUUCAGUGGCACUUACUGGAGGUGACAAAAACUGUGUGAGGGUCUUGAUCAGUGCCUGAAAUAUGUUUUCCCGUUGCUUCUUUACGAUGACUCUUCUUUAUUUUCUUCUCAGCAGUGGGACAAAAGCCACAAGCCCUGUGAAUGUGAGCGUGACUGUGGAUGUCGUCCCUGUCGCUGGACGUCUUGAGGUUACUUUGGCAACCUGCACAACUUCUAGUACGAAGCCUGCUGCCGAGGUGUCAUGGAAUUUGGGCGCUUUAUCUGAUUCUGUGAAGGUAUCGACAAACACUGAGAAACAUUUAGAUGGGACGUUCACAGUCACAAGCAGUCUGAUUGCAGCUCCAACGGUACAGAUGAAUCAACAACAUGUCCAGUGUUUGAUCAAACAUGUUACAAUGAAAGAGGAACUACAAGUUGAUCACAAGAUCACUGUACACUAUCCACCUCAGCUGGUCUAUGUGACACCUUUCAACAAUCGCUCUAAUGCUGAGGUGUAUCAGUGUGAGGCAGAUGCCAACCCUUCAGCCACACACUUCAGCUGGCACAGCACACACCAGACAAUCCCUAACGAUGCCAUUAAAGCAGAAGGAAAUAAACUCUACUUCUUGAAACUGACGUCUGACCUCAGUGGCCUGUAUAUCUGUGAGGCUUCAAACGAGUACGGAGAAAAGACGGAAGACAAUCAUUCUGAGCUCUGAGUCCUUUAUACUGGAUGCAAUUCCAUAUUUUCUCAGUGUCAUCAGAGUCCCUUUAAGGAAAUUCAGAAAUAAAAGCUGGCGGCAAUUGUA